Messenger RNA from Amyelois transitella, 1474 nucleotides. RefSeq names its product 2-oxoisovalerate dehydrogenase subunit alpha, mitochondrial (gene BckdhA). Gene Ontology annotation, biological process: branched-chain amino acid catabolic process. Gene Ontology annotation, molecular function: oxidoreductase activity, acting on the aldehyde or oxo group of donors, disulfide as acceptor. The record is from RefSeq and is a predicted model, not a curated record. The transcript has 8 exons. Lineage: Eukaryota; Metazoa; Arthropoda; Insecta; Lepidoptera; Pyralidae. The coding region runs from base 93 to 1394 and encodes 433 amino acids.
CGACCCGAAGGAAAGGCCGCGCUUAUCUUACUUGCAAAUGUGGAGUGGUGGUAACUACAUACAAUUCAUUGCGUCAGUCGUGCUGUCACACUAUGGCGCUUCGGACCAGCGCACAGUUGUUCAGGCUUCAAGCCCUGCGCCAGGGAACUAGGCUACUUUCAACACAAAACAUACCGAAUGUGGCACAAAAUGGUGGUAAAGUUGCCGAAUUUCCGGGAGUUAAGGCUCCUUACGUUACCGAGAUGAAAUUCCUCAAUGAAACCAGUUACGAUCCCAUUCCUAUUUAUCGAGUGAUGGAUAACAAUGGAGGAAUCGUCGAUAGCAGAGAGGAACCCAACUUGGAUAAGGAAACUUUACUGUAUAUGUAUAAAACUAUGAUUCAGCUUAGUCAAAUGGACAAGAUAUUAUACGAGUCUCAGAGACAAGGUCGAAUUUCCUUCUACAUGACCAACUAUGGCGAGGAGGGCAUACACGUCGGCUGCGCUGCAGCUCUCACUCCUAAAGACAUGAUAUUUGCCCAAUACCGAGAAGUUGGAGUGUUGCUUUAUCGAGGAAUGACUAUCACGGAGCUGAUCAACCAGUGUUACGGGAAUGACGAAGACCCUGGAAGAGGGAGGCAGAUGCCAGUUCAUUACGGCAGCGCGCAGCAUAAUAUUGUGACGAUAUCCAGUCCUCUAGCAACACAAAUGCCGCAAGCAGUCGGAGCAGCAUAUGCCCUGAAGAGACGACCCGAUAACGACAGCUGUGUGAUCUGCUUCUUCGGAGAGGGGGCAGCGUCAGAAGGCGACGCUCAUGCCGCUUUCAACUUCGCAGCCACCCUCGAGUGCCCUGUUAUUUUGUUAUGUAGAAACAACGGCUAUGCAAUCUCGACCCCAACGAACGAGCAGUACCGAGGAGACGGCAUCGCAGCCCGAGGGCCGGCCAUGGGGCUCCAAACGAUCCGCGUGGACGGCACUGAUGCGUUGGCAAUGUACAACGCGGUCAGCAAAGCAAGGCGGAUGACCAUAGAUACUAAUAAACCUGUACUUAUUGAAGCUAUGUCUUAUAGAGUCGGCCAUCAUUCCACUUCGGAUGACAGCAGCGCGUAUAGAUCCUUAGAAGAAAUUCAUAAAUGGACAAAAGACGACAGUCCUAUAACUAAAUUCAAGCGUUACAUCGAACACAAAGGCCUUUGGGACGAAGAGACUGAUAAAACUUGGACGAAAGAAUGUCGUAACUUGGUCGUGAGAACCAUGCAAGAAGCCGAGAAGAAGAAGAAGCCACAUUGGAAAGAAAUGUUGGAGGAUGUUUAUUACGACAUGCCGCCCAGAAUUCAAAAUCAAAUGAAGCAAAUGGAGAAUCAUCUGAAAAAAUAUGGCGAACAUUAUCCCUUAGAUCAACAUAAAAGCGAAUAAAUUUUAGUAAAUUAGAAGAGGAUUUAAUUUUUUGUUAAUGUGUUUUAUUGCUAGUUAAUAAAUGAAUUAAGUGUGUAGUA